AAUGACUCAUCUGAAAUUAGUUCCACAACCAAUAAAAUUAUAAAAAUUCUGGGUAUUGAGUUCCAUAUUGCUUGCUUCUCAAGGGAAUAAGUUCCUGUUCACUUCCUAGUCUACCCGCGAUGAAAUCAUCUGAAAGAGAUGGGAAUGCAUCUAUUUUGAACAUUGCAGUGGACUAAACAGAGACCAAGUAAACUAAAGUGUAAAAACACAGUGCCUCAAUACGAAAGCCACAUGUAAUUUCUUAACCUUUACUCUUUGGUUGUAUAACAUUUUCCAAUGCAAUUUGGUACAUGCCAUAACGUUUACGAAGUUAAGCUGUAGUUUUCAUCUUUUAGUCACUACCCUGUUGACAUCUUUGUUUUUGCACUAAAUAAUCAUUAUCAACUUAUGUUAUCCGACAAAAGAAUCGCUACACCAAACCAAUUGUCACCUUCAAGUUAAGUCCUCAAUCUUAGUUAAUCAAAUAAUCAUUGCCUUUAUAAUAAGAAAACCACAAAUAUUAACCAAACGAAACCUAAAUUGAAAAUACAAGCACUAUGAUUUCCCCGUUAUUUUUUCCGUAGCAAAUCCUGGUACAACGACAUGAAUUCAUGUCCUGAUAAAAGACUAGUCCCCAUACACCGGUGCCUGCCACGAUUUGAUCUUAUUUCCCAAAACUGUAGAUAAAAAAUAGUGAUACAUACCCGUGACCGUGAGAAAUAAAAUCCAAGGGUUUAACGAACGGGAGAAACUUAGAUGGUUGGAGGAACGGUCCAGGUCUAAGCUUAACUCCUCCAUCACGUAACGGAAAUUUUAAAGCAUUAAUUAAAAUGGUUAAUAUAGUUACAGUUGAACCAUUUCUUUGACUUUCCGUUUACGCCAGGGAGAGUAGACCUACACCAGGGACCCACAUGUAUAUGACAUUCAUCACCGUUGGGUUAAUAUUGUAUAUAUACAAGGAAAGUCGGACGAUGUAGAUGAAGCCAACGACCCCAGUUUUUUUGAUAUAAUUCCCAAGUCCACCAUAAAAUCCUUCACAAGAUGGAGCGGUUUAACAAACGCCUCCAAGAACUUGAAGGCCCUAUCGACAUAAAAUGCUUUCUGAUCAAACUCACAUGAAUCAGAAAUCCAUACCCAUUCUUUAGCUUUAUUUUUUCUUUCCUUUUUUCUGUUAUCUCUACCUUACUUUUUAUACAGUGAAAAUCGCUUUCCCUUUUUCUUCAUAUGGGUAACUACAUUAGUACUGUCACAAGUCCCCCAUCUGACGCUGCCGGGAAAGUCAUUCUGUGGGACGGUUCGGUGCAGGAGUUUAGCUGGCCUUUGACAGCGGCAGAGCUGAUGCUGGAGCAUCCGCAACAGGUUGUUGUGGAGUUCCGUGCGGCAAUUAAUGAGAAGAGGCCGAUUCCAUUGCCAGCUGACCAGAAACUCGACAUGAAAAAGGUUUACGUAAUGCUACCCAUGAAGCGAGGGAAGCCAACCAAGUUGUCAUCCGAGGAAGCUCGUCGUGUACUAUUGAGUGCUAAUUCGGUGUUGAGAUCAAAGUCGCUUUUAUCGUCCUCCAAGUUUCUUCCUUUGUUUGCCAGGAUUUGCCCUGCAAAUUAUAUCGAAGAGAUAGGACACAAAUUCCCGUUGCAGAAGAAGGAAAACGUCUGUGAAAGGCCUGAAGAGGUUCGAUGUUUAAUGGAGUUUUUGCCGGAAAGUGUGGAAGGUAGGCCGGAAUAUUUGAACAGGCAAUAUUCAGGAAAGGGAUGGAAACCAAGCUUGGAUACGAUAAAGGAGAAGAAGGUUGAGAGAAAGAUACCACAUUGGUUGUUUUAAAGCUUAUAGCUAGCUAGCAAGGUUCUGUAAUUGUUCAAGGUUACGGUUUUCUUUUGUCAGUGCUACCCUGCCAUGUGUAAUCGCGUGGUAAUUCUCCGAGGAAUUGAUAUGUUAACUAGUUCAGGGUAUUCGUCUUCAUUUUGCAUGCUAUGUUCAGAUUGUUACAGGGAAAAACUUUGUUUGAUAAUUAUCAACUGGUUUGAGGCUUCUCUCUCCUCCACCCUUCAUACAAUUAAGGGAAUUUUCUGAAAUGGUUGUAGGAUAUUGACCGAUAAACAAAGGGAACAAAGCUGUCUGCAUUUAAAUUAUAAUUUACUAGACUUUAAUUAGUUAGUUUCAUUUUGUACUAAAAACUAUUCAAACCGAGUUUGCUGAUGCAUGUUUUUUGAGGAAUUAGCAGCUAUAAAUUUUUAAAAAUUUUUAGAAUUUUGUAAUAUAGUCGUAGAAAUUGUAAAGUUAAGCAAGCAAAUUGACUUGGUUAAUCCAUUGUUUUCGCUUUUUAAUGGCAUUGAAAGGGCCAAACUAUGAGAGCAAGAUGUGUGGGAUGUCAACUCUGCAGCAAC
Molecule: messenger RNA, 2360 nt
Organism: Durio zibethinus
Lineage: Eukaryota; Viridiplantae; Streptophyta; Magnoliopsida; Malvales; Malvaceae
Source: RefSeq, a predicted model, not a curated record